AUGAGUUUUCAAAGGAUUGGAAUAAAUGAAAAUAAAAACAAUGAUAAUACAUGUUCUAUCUCUAAGAAGGAUAAAAAAGAAGCAAAAGCCGAGAGUUCUAUGUUAUAGUUCUUGCAAAAAAAUAUGGCCAAAAAUAAGGGUACAUUUUUAAAUACUUAUUAUUAAAAGGUUUAUAUGAAGACUCAUUAACGAUAAAUGGCAUAGAAUAAUUUGAAAAUUAUAAAAAGAUGGUUAAACUUGAAUAGAGAAGAGAAUCAACCAUUGUCAUAUCAAGAAUCUUAUUUAAAGGAUCUUUGAGAUAAAGGUUUGAAAGACUUACUAGUAUCAAUACUAUACCAUAAUUGAUGAUAAUUCCUAAAUACUAAUUAUUUUGUAAGAUGUUCAUUAAUUUAAAUACCAUUUUAUUCAAUUAAACUUUAGCAUUUUAAGAAAUAGUUAUUUAAUUUAAAUAGGAUUAUUAAAUAGAAUUUAAGGUAUAAUUCUUACAGCAAUUCUUAUCAAUUUGGAAUGAUGUUUUUCAUUUAAAUUGGAAAUAAUAUGAAAAUAAUAAACUUAGUUUAGAAGUAGCCAUUACACAUUAAUAGUUUUAAUCAAAUGAUGAUAAAAUUCAAAUAUUUUAAUAGAAAUUAUUGAAUUAUCUUUAAACUAAAGGAGAAUAUAUAGAAUUAUAUCCAUUACCAAAGAUGGAAGAUAUGUAUCAAGAAUAUAAAUGUUAAUAUUAAGAAUCAAAAAUUACACAUAUUAUAAUAAAAGAUAAAUAACAUUUAUAAAAUAAUAACAAUUAAUAAGAUAAUAAUCAAUUAAAAUAUAUUGCAAUUGAAUUAUAAUAGUAUUUUAAUAUCAGAGAUGUGUCCAAUAUGUAUUUGAUCAAUGUUGAAAAAUAUUUAAUUAAAAAAUAAUAUGAUUUGAAUUAAAAUAAUGGAAUUAUGAAAAUUAUUAACGAUCUAAUAAUUAAAUAUCCUGAAUGGAUAACAUUGAUUUAAGGAUAAAAUGAUUAAAUAAUUAGAAUCAAUAGAUCUAUUGAUAUAAAAUAAUUAAUGAUAGAAUAUGAAUGCUUAGAUUGCAAUUGA
Messenger RNA from Paramecium sonneborni, 1070 nucleotides. The record is from the annotation of a GenBank genome assembly. NCBI's taxonomy places the organism in Eukaryota, Ciliophora, Oligohymenophorea, Peniculida, Parameciidae.